This is a messenger RNA of Microdochium trichocladiopsis, 636 nucleotides long. RefSeq names its product Mss4-like protein. Lineage: Eukaryota; Fungi; Ascomycota; Sordariomycetes; Xylariales; Microdochiaceae. The transcript has 2 exons. Gene Ontology annotation, molecular function: carbon-sulfur lyase activity. The record is from RefSeq and is a predicted model, not a curated record. Bases 1 to 636 code for a protein of 211 amino acids.
AUGGCCAAGAAGCAGGAGCAGCAGCAGCAGCAGCCAAAGGACCACCUGGCCAUGAGCCGCACGCCCGAGGCCAACGAAAACAACGACGACUGGCGGGAGAAGCCCCCCUACAGGACCACGGAGAAGAACGACCACUUUGACAAGAUAUGGACGGCGAAAUGCAGCUGCGAGCGCGUAAAGUACUGGCUCUCGCGGGAGAGGCCCCUGGCCUCAAAGUACUGCCACUGCCGCGACUGCCAGUCCCUCCACGGCGCGCCCUUCCAGUGGGCCGCCGUCUUCCACAAGGAGGACCUGCACUUUGAGAAGGGCGCCGAGGGCCUCGCGUUCUACAACACGGCCGACAAGCAGACGCACCACAAGCUGCCGUGCAAAGUGAGCUGCGCGUACUGCCACACGCCCAUCAUGGACGAGGGCAGGAACAUGGUGCUCAUGUUCCCCGGCAUCAUCAAGGUCGACAAUCCAGACCACAAGAAGUUUUUUGAGCCACAAUGCCACAUCUUCUACAAGCAACGUAUAGUAGAUAUCUCUGACGGGAAGCCAAAGUGGACCGGCUUGGAUGAGGAUAGCGAUUUGAUGGAGGAUGUGGAGCCAGAGGACAUAGAGGCGGUUGUGGGACGAGACAAGGUCGAUGGUUGA